This is a messenger RNA of Lymnaea stagnalis (great pond snail), 631 nucleotides long. The record is from the annotation of a GenBank genome assembly. NCBI's taxonomy places the organism in Eukaryota, Metazoa, Mollusca, Gastropoda, Lymnaeidae.
AUGUUUGGCGCCAAAAUCAUCAGGGCUCAACGGGAGAAAUCUGACCCAGGACGUCCUCACAUCAAGCGUCCAAUGAAUGCAUUCAUGGUCUGGGCCAGAGAAGAGAGGAGGAAGAUCCUGAAGGCCUGCCCGGAUAUGCACAACUCCAACAUCAGCAAGAUUUUGGGUAAGGGCUCGGUAACAAAAAUUGAUAUGUUUGUGGAUGGAGACCCGGUUAAAAAAUGGAUAUGUUUGUGGAUGGAGACCCGGUUAAAAAAUGGAUAUGUUUGUGGAUGGAGACUUGGUUAAAAAAUGGAUAUGUUUGUGGAUGGAGACCCGGUUAAAAAAUUGAUAUGUUUGUGGAUGGAACAACUGGUUCUGCGGCAGUUUGAAAAAAAAUUUUUGAUUGUUUUGUUGAUGAUUGUUUUGGCUUAAUGAAUUAAUUGGCAAUACAGUAACUUGAACUGUUGGGGUUCCCCCUGAAUAUUUUAUAUCCAAUAACUGAUGAAGAUUUGAAGAAAGAAAAAAAUGUUUCUUGUUGUCAGGUGCUAAAUGGAAGAGCAUGUCAAAUGCAGACAAACAGCCUUACUACGAAGAACAGUCCAGGCUUAGCAAACUUCACAUGGAGAAACAUCCAGACUAUCGUUACAGG